Colletotrichum truncatum is the source of this 1521-nucleotide messenger RNA. The record is from RefSeq and is a predicted model, not a curated record. NCBI's taxonomy places the organism in Eukaryota, Fungi, Ascomycota, Sordariomycetes, Glomerellales, Glomerellaceae.
AUGACGACUGAGCACUCGUCGAAAGUGUCUUUGGACACGACGGUUAAGCUUACGGGCAGACGUGACUGGCCACAAUGGUACAGCACGCUUCAGUAUCUUGCCCGGGCGAAAGACGUCUGGAAAUACAUCAAUCCAGACGAAGAAGGUUCGAAUGAAAUUCUGAAACCGGAGGAACUCCCUACGCCUGAAGUCUUCAUUAAGAAGCGGAACUAUCAACUACAAAAGGACUAUGAGAAACGACUCAAAACCUGGACCGCACGCCAUGAAGCCCCUGAAACGAACACUCAGGACGAUACCGUCUCCCAAGUGCCGUCAGGAGAACGGCCAUCUCCUCCGGACCUAGAAGCCUCACGAUACAAAAAAGAGCCAGUAGGCGCAGGGGAACGAGCCGGUCAGGAAAUCAUUACAAAGUCAAUCAAGAUGCUCUCCGGAGCCAACCUACCGACCGACCUCUGGGUGGAAGCAGUAAAGGCCGCGGCCUACCUCUAUAAUAUCAGCCCACGGAAAAGGAACGGCUGGAAAUCCCCCUGCCAGACGGAGGACGAGUGGUUUCGUCAAUAUUCUCGCUGGUGGACACCGGAGCUCAUUCUGGACCACACACGAGACCUCCGUCCGCACUGGGGGUGGAUUUACGCCUACGGUUGCAGGGCAUACCCGCUCAAGAGCGACCGCGAAAGGGGAAUCCACAAGCGAACAUUCAAAGUAGAGCCUCGAGGGCACGUCGGAUACCUAGUGGGAUACGUGUUGAACGCCCAUAAUCUGUAUAGGAUCUGGGUGCCCUCGCUUGGCCAAGUGAUUAUCACAAGAAACGUGACGUUUGACGAGAAUCGUUUCUACUCGCCAGACGACGUCGAUGCUGAACCCAAAACGUCAACGGCUACCCAAAUAGUGGAAGAGAUUCGGGAAACAGAGUCGUCUCUCAACCCAAUCCUCGAAGCACUAGGAGUCAUAGAUUCAGCAGAGCAGACGUUAAUCCAGGCCACUCAACCACCACCAGCCGUCUUGGAACCUAAUCAAGAAGCGACACGAGACGUCGUGCCGACGGAAGAGACGGGCCAGGAAAAGGACGAGGGGUGGUUGCUAACGCCGGACCCGACCCCGGAGCCGGAAAGCGUGCCCGACUCCGGAGGACCGACGUCUGAGACCGGGGAUUCAAGCACUACACCGUUGCUAGAACCCUCCACCGAGCGAGACACCGCUGCAGCCGUGUCGGACGCAGAAGACGUAAUAUACGUCAGGACCGAGGAGGACGAAGGGGCCUCCACGGAUAUACGAUCGGGCAACGACUUGCAACCCAGACCUAUUAUGGCCAACCAGUACGACAAAGUCGAAGAGCACGAAACCUACCUCCAGAAAACAGAGACGGAGAAGGGCACGCCGCACGAAGACGACAUGUACACGAAUUCCACACGACUUUCAUGCCUGAUCAGCAGAAAGCCGAGGAAGAAAAGGACUACGGACACAAGACUCUGCACUACAUCUUUCAGAGUUCUGUUCACCGCACGAAGCAUACUCGCCUAA